Gastrolobium bilobum is the source of this 2576-nucleotide messenger RNA. RefSeq names its product MND1-interacting protein 1. The transcript is spliced from 3 exons. The record is from RefSeq and is a predicted model, not a curated record. The coding region runs from base 202 to 2331 and encodes 709 amino acids. Lineage: Eukaryota; Viridiplantae; Streptophyta; Magnoliopsida; Fabales; Fabaceae.
CACAGAGCUGAGCCUGAGACCUGACCCCCAGGCACCCAAUGAGCUUCUGAUUCUCACUACUGAACUCUCCAAAAACCAAAAUACGAUAACAUUAACAACCUCCCUCCUCUCUCUCGCUCUUAUCUCUCUGGUUCGUUCGUUUGUCUCAAUAUUUGAUUCGAUCGUCAUCCCCCUCUAAAAAAACCCUAAAAAUAAAUAUAAAUGGGUUGCACGAUGAGGGAAAAGCACAUCAGAGCUAAUCGGAGGUCUCGAUCGGCGAAAACGGAUUCGGAUUCAUGCGACGGGGAUGCCAUAUCCAAAUCCAUAGCCGAGUCUGGUCUCAAGCCCUUUAAAUUUCUUAACGAUUCUUCUCAGAAUCAGAAUCCUAACCCGAACCCUAAUCUCGAGGAAACUGGAUGGGGUUACUGCACCGAAGAGCAAUUGGAAGAGAUCCUGUUGAAAAACUUGGAAUUCAUAUACAAAGAAGCUGUGUCAAAGCUUGUUGCUUUGGGCUAUGAUGAGGACGUUGCCGUGAAAGCCAUAUUGCGAAAUGGGCACUGCUAUGGUGGCAUGGAUGUGCUGACAAAUAUCUUGCACAACUCCUUAGCGUUUUUGAAUAGCAAUGGUGUUGGUAAUAAUGGGAAUUUGGAUGAGUCUGAGCCUGUGUUCUCUGACUUGAGGCAGUUAGAGGAGUACUCUUUGGCGGGUAUGGUGUGUUUGUUGCAACAAGUGAGGCCUCAUUUGAGUAAAGGUGAUGCCAUGUGGUGUUUGCUCAUGAGUGAUCUUCAUAUGGGAAGGGCUAGCACUAUGGAAAUUCCGGUGCCCGGCAACGGUUGCCCUGUUCCUGCUGCUGUUGAGGCUGGUGGCAAUUCAGUUGGUGUUAUGGCUCCAGCUCUGUGUAGGUUUCAUGGUGGUUGGGGAUAUGGAAAUGGGGGAGGCUUGGAUUCUUCUGUGACUGGGUUCUUCUCUUGUGGUGCAGAGAAGAAUUUGCAGUUGCAAAGGGAUAUUGAAUUCCCCAAGAGGUUUAAUCUUUCUCCUUCCAUGAAGUCCUUAUUGAAGAGAAAUGUUGCUAUGUUUGCUGCUGGUUUUCGGGCAAACUCCCAACAAUUGCAGACACAGGUGAAGGCCUUUCCCGGCCGUAGUACCACCGUGUCUAAUCUGGAUUCUUUGGCUGUAUCGGGAACAGAAGUCUUGGUUGAGCAGUCUGGAGAUGCUAAGAAUCUUGAUAGCCAAGAUGCUGUCAACUCAGUGCUGAGUAAAUUUCGCGAUUUAAAUCUUGAUGAGAAUUUGGAGCUUGUGGCAGAGGAUCAGAAGGAUGAGGUGAUAGUCAAUUUAUUUCAUCAGAUUAAGGAUCUUGAGAAACAGGUCAAGGAGCGAAAAGAUUGGGCUCAUCAGAAGGCAAUGCAAGCAGCAAGAAAGCUAAGCAGUGAUCUGACUGAGCUCAAAAUGUUACGAAUGGAAAGAGAGGAGACUCAAAAAUUGAAGAAAGGGAAACAGGCACUUGAGGAUACAACCAUGAAGAGACUCUCAGAGAUGGAGAAUGCCUUGAGAAAGGCUAGUGGUCAAGUGGACCGUGCAAAUGCAGCUGUGAGAAGACUAGAGACAGAGAAUGCAGAAAUCAAAGCAGAGAUGGAGGCUUCCAAAUUAAGUGCAUCAGAGUCAGUAACAGCUUGUUUAGAAGUUGCAAAAAGGGAGAAAAAAUGCUUGAAGAAACUUCUAGCUUGGGAAAAACAGAAAGCUAAACUACAGCAGGAGAUUUCUGAUGAAAAAGAGAAGAUAUUGGAGACACAAGAAGCAUUGGUUCAGAUUAGACAGCGUCAAAAAGAAGCUGAGGUCAAAUGGAAGGAGGAAUUGAAGGCUAAAGAGGAAGCAUUAGCACUAGUUGAGGAGGAACGCCGUUCUAAGGAAGCAGCUGAGUCUAAUAAUAAGAGGAAGCUCGAGGCUUUACGCCUGAAGAUAGAGAUAGAUUUCCAGCGGCACAAGGAUGAUCUAUUAAGAGUUGAGCAGGAGCUUUCGCGCCUUAAAGCAUCUGCUCAGUCUGCUGACUUGCAUCACCAGUCAAGUACUUCACCUAUAACUGAAUCUGAAGGUGCAUUGCCUCAAAGAGAUACAAUUGCUAAGCUGCUUCAAGAAUUAGAUAAUUUGGAGGAUUUUUCAGAGAAAGAAGUGAAUAGCAACAGAGAAUGCAUUAUAUGUAAGAAAGAUGAAGUCUCCAUUGUUUUCUUGCCGUGUUCACACCAAGUUAUGUGUGCUAGUUGCAGUGAUGAGUAUGGAAGAAAGGGUAAGGCUGUUUGUCCUUGCUGCCGGGUUCAAAUCCAACAGAGAAUCCGUGUAUUUGGGGCAAGUUCGUAGCUUAUUUUAAAGUAAUUUUUCAAUGGGACCUGGGCAGGUAUAUGCCAUGAAUUUUUAUGUAACUUUGGAGUUAAUGUUGAGACUUCUCGUCUCUAAUCUCAUAUUGCAUGCUGUGAGUCGUGAGCAUUGUCAGGACUUGUUAUUAGUAUGUUAAUAAAAACUAAGUCCUAGCAAUAGCUUCUCUCUUGGAAUGUCUAAAAUUUUAUUAGUUGCUGCCGUUGGCUUGAAAAUAUGAAAUAAGUGGC